CUUCGUCGGUGCUGUUACUCUUGGACUGCACCUUGGCUUUUUCUAUAAAGCCAUGACAUCUUCUCCAUCAGGAGUAUGACUUUUCAAGCAAUAGACUGGAAAGAUGGUAGAAAGCACAAAUAUGGCCGCCCAUCAGAGCCCACAUCCCAGUUCCAAGAAGCUGCUGAUAUUCUAGAACUAGGUCAUUUCACCUGGGACAAAUACCUAAAAGAAACAUGUUCCAUCCCAGCGCCUACCCAUUGCUUCAAGCAGUCCUACACUCCCCCAAGCAACGAGUUCAAGAUCAGCAUGAAGUUGGAAGCUCAGGACCCGAGGAACACCACCUCCACCUGCAUUGCAACAGUAGUUGGGCUGACAGGUGCUCGACUCCGACUACGCCUGGAUGGCAGUGACAAUAAAAAUGACUUCUGGAGAUUGGUUGACUCAGCUGAAAUCCAGCCCAUUGGUAACUGUGAGAAAAAUGGAGGGAUGCUUCAGCCUCCCCUAGGAUUUCGACUGAAUGCUUCCUCCUGGCCUAUGUUCCUCUUGAAGACACUAAAUGGAGCAGAGAUGGCUCCUGUUCGGAUUUUCCACAAGGAGCCACCAUCUCCAUCUCACAACUUCUUUAAGUUGGGAAUGAAACUUGAAGCUGUGGAUAGGAAGAACCCACAUUUCAUCUGUCCAGCCACCAUUGGGGAAGUCCGAGGCUCUGAGGUCCUUGUCACAUUUGAUGGGUGGCGGGGUGCCUUCGACUACUGGUGUCGCUAUGACUCCAGGGACAUCUUUCCUGUAGGCUGGUGCUCCCUGACAGGAGACAACCUGCAGCCCCCUGGCACAAAAGUUGUGAUUCCAAAGAACCCUUUUCCCACCUCUGAUGCAAGUGUUGAAAAACCCAGCAUUCACAGUGGCACCAAAGCUGUCUUGGGGCAUCAGCCAGGGCAAAGGGGCCGCAAACCAGGCAAGAAGCGAGGCCGAACACCCAAGACUCUGAUUCACCACCCCAUCUCCACCCCAUCCAAGUCAGUGGAACCUUUGAAAUUCCCAAAGAAGAGGGGACCUAAGCCUGGCAGCAAGCGAAAACCUCGGACUUUGCUAAACCCAGCACCCACCUCGCCAACCACCAGUACCCCUGAACCAGACACCAGCACUGUGCCCCAGGACGCUGCUACAAUCCCCAGCUCAGCAAUGCAGGCCCCCACAGUUUGCAUCUACUUGAACAAGAAUGGCAGCACUGGCCCCCACUUGGACAAAAAGAAAGUCCAGCAGCUGCCUGACCACUUUGGGCCAGCACGGGCCUCAGUGGUCCUGCAGCAGGCAGUCCAGGCCUGUAUUGACUGUGCUUACCACCAGAAGACUGUCUUCAGCUUCCUCAAGCAAGGUCAUGGCGGGGAGGUCAUCUCAGCUGUGUUUGACCGGGAGCAGCAUACCCUCAACCUGCCAGCGGUCAACAGCAUUACCUUCGUCCUUCGCUUCCUGGAGAAGCUGUGCCGAAACCUCCGGAGUAGCAACCUGUUCGGCAACCAGCCCUUCACCCAGAAUCACAUGCAGCUCUCCACCACUGAGUACGACCACGACAGGUACCUACCAGGUUCUGAUCGAUAUUUGGGAUCCCGAGACCCAGCACGAUUGAGCAGCCGGGACCCCUCCUCUUGGACAGUAGAAGAUGUGAUGAAGUUUGUAAGAGAAGCUGAUCCUCAGCUGGGACCCCAUGCUGACCUUUUUCGAAAACAUAGAGAUCUUGAUCAAAUGCUGACAUUGGUCCCAUCUCUUCUUCUGUUGCCAGAACUUUCUUCUUACUCUGACAAUCAAACAAGGACCCAAGCCGGAGCAAGGCCCCUCACUGCAGGGCCUCCCCAUCAGGCCAUCAAUUCUCCCCUUCUACCUUCUCCGCACCCGAGAUUGGGAGCCGAAAGGGGCCAGGCCCAGCUGGGGCCCAUCCUUGCUCCUUCCAACCUGUCACUUGGCAGCCUCACCGUCCCUGGAAAGUGUGUGGGCUUCCCCCAGAAAGCUUCCCUAUCCUGCUGGUCCCAGCCCAGGGCCCAGCUGCUCAUCCACUUCAGUCAUCUCUGA
Messenger RNA from Gracilinanus agilis (Agile Gracile Mouse Opossum), 2049 nucleotides. RefSeq names its product Scm polycomb group protein homolog 1 (gene SCMH1). Gene Ontology annotation, biological process: regulation of DNA-templated transcription. Lineage: Eukaryota; Metazoa; Chordata; Mammalia; Didelphimorphia; Didelphidae. The transcript has 14 exons. The coding region runs from base 76 to 2049 and encodes 657 amino acids. Gene Ontology annotation, cellular component: nucleus. The record is from RefSeq and is a predicted model, not a curated record.